Molecule: messenger RNA, 225 nt
Organism: Fusarium fujikuroi IMI 58289
Lineage: Eukaryota; Fungi; Ascomycota; Sordariomycetes; Hypocreales; Nectriaceae
Exons: 3
Coding region: 1-225 (74 amino acids)
Source: RefSeq, a predicted model, not a curated record
AUGUCGACUCGGCUUGACAACUUUAUGAAGUCCAAGAACGUCGUCCUCUUCUUUGGAGGCGUUGUUUCUAUGGCAGCGGCAUAUACAAUCUGGGGAAACGAUGGCCAAGGAGUGUUCCCAUCUCAGCCUGACCCUACAGGUGAUCCCAAAACAUGGACAAAGGAAGAAUGCCAAUUGUGGUUGAAUAAGGCAAGCGAAUCACUCACAGCCGUUGACACAGACUAA